UGUCGAGCCACUUGGCACCCCUGCUCAUGUGAUAAACAAAAAUAAAUAGCAUUUUCCAUUCGGAUUCAAACUGUCGUUCCGACUAUUUGUUUUGCAAGCGAAGCAAUUGUUUGUGAAAAUGGAGACUCAUUUCUCUAGCUGUGUCGCCGGUAGAAACAUUACACCAACAGGUCCCAACAUCUGUCGGAUUUGUCUCCAGAAUGGGGACCCUGUUGGAAGCGAUGGAGAUAAUACUAAAGAAAUGGAAUCGAUCUUGACCACGAUCGGUGAAUAUCAAGAUAGAAGUUUGUACAGCAUCAUGACGACUAUAUGUUCUCCUCUCGGAUAUAAUGAGAUGUCGGAAGACAUGCCGGAUAGAAUUUGCCGUAGCUGCAAAUGGCGCUUGCUAUCCGCAUAUGAACUGUACGACAUUUGUCUGCGCAGCGACGAGAAAAUACGGGGGAUGAUGAUGUCGAAAAAAGAGCUACCAUCACAGCAGGAUACAUACCAAAUUUCUGUUAUAGAAGAAAUGAUAGAUCCCGUUGAUCAGGAUUAUAAUCACGAUGACACCGGUGGAUUGGAGAAUUCAUCGUACGUGAUCGGGGUUGAUUAUUGCCCGAUAACAGAAAGUGCUCAGGUUAGCGACAACCCAGCCGAUCAGCUAGAGGAAGUGCAAAUGAUUGUAGAUCCGAAUGAAUCUUUUUUUGAGGCAAAUUACCAAUUUGGUGUUAACGGAAAGCAUUGUUGUCUUAUAUGUGGUCAACAGUUCAUCAACAAAAGCCAGUGUCGUUCCCAUAUUAUUGUCAAGCAUGAUCCCACGAGGCGUUUUAAAUGUGACGUUUGCCACUAUACACUAGCGUCGAAACUACAAUUGAAUCGUCACAAAGCAAAGACCCAUGGCCAGGAGGAAAUACUUGAUCCAGCAAUCAUGGAGAAAACGGGAAACACCUCGAUAGAUCGCUUCAAACGUCAUAGAAAUGCUCAUGUUGUGUACAAUAGACCGUUUAAAUGCAACAUCUGUUUGGAUCGCUUCCCGAAUCGUGCUCAGCUGAACCAGCAUGUUAAGGUACACCAAAAGAAACCGGCUGAUGCGGAUGGAGGCAACGAGCAAAACGAAUUGAAGUGUGAUUAUUGCGAUGAGAAACUGUUUGGCAAACAUAACCUUAUAGACCACGUUCGUCGAUCCCAUUGGCAGGAGCCGCAGAAUGAGGCAAAGAAGAUAAACGGCUAUUGAAAUUUGUUCAACAGAUCUCCGAAAUCAACCUUAAAUCCACCAUAUUUCGCGUAGUUAAGACUUUUGAAAGAAUAAACGAUUCUG
Molecule: messenger RNA, 1297 nt
Organism: Toxorhynchites rutilus septentrionalis
Lineage: Eukaryota; Metazoa; Arthropoda; Insecta; Diptera; Culicidae
Product: zinc finger protein 521-like
Exons: 2
Coding region: 119-1213 (364 amino acids)
Cellular component (GO): nucleus
Molecular function (GO): zinc ion binding
Source: RefSeq, a predicted model, not a curated record